UCUAUGUGCUUGUGCUUCUAUCGUGUUCAGCCCAGUGCACACUUCACCCCACAGAGAGGAGAUAAACAGCAGUCAUUCACAACCGAAUGCAACCCAAAUGAUCACCUUCCUGAGCGCUGUUCGUUCUGUCGACAUGAUAAGAGACGUUGCGUCAUCUCCAGCCCCACCACCAUCCAUCCAUCCAUGCUGCCUGUGCGUUAUGGACACCGAAAGCCGGUGUAUUUGUAUGUACAGUACUGUGCAGAAGUCCAUCUGGGAAAUUCAUGUGUACACCUGUGUCUCUCGAUAAUUUUUUAACAAUCGCAACUAUUUUGGGAACAGGAAUUUUAGGUCUUCCAGUCACGAUCGCUCAUGCGGGACUGAUGCCCUUUUUGGUCUCCUUCCUUACUGGCUUCGUUAUGCAGGCUCUACUCAUAUACCUGUUUGUGGAUUUGCUUCAGCGAUGUCGAGCUGCACAAAUAGAGUCUGUAAAGUGUGUAGAGAUGGAGCGAAUUCUAAUGCGGGACGUCAGCCUAGAGGAGCCCUCUGCACCCAACACUGAGGAGGGAGAAGUAGAGGACGUAGAGGAAGCAGACACAGGCCUGCUGCAGAAGGAUGCCACAGCACUGAAGCUGCAAGAGGAGCUGCAGCCCAACUUGCACAUGCUGGGCAUGCUCUUCCUGAGCAAACGUUGCAGCCAAGCCUUUGAUCUGGUGCUGCUCUCUCAGUUUGUGUCUAUUGGGAUCAGUUACGUUUUGGCUGGGAGUGAGGCCUACGCUGCACUGCUUCAUAUCAGUCAUAUCUACGUUAUCCCUGUAUUUACAUGGACACUCUCAUUGAGUAUUCUACUGGCCCAGGUCAUCAUUCAGCCAAUCACAUCCUUGCUGACGCUCCUGAAAGGAAUCCUUUUGAUUAUAACAGUGGCGGUGACAUUUGUCGUGGGUUCAGAGGUUCACCAGGAGACCACGAAUGACUUCACCCAAAUUGGGAAACCUUUUCUUAUGGGAACUGUUGCUCUUGGUGGUAUUGUCAAUGUGAUGCCUUUCAUAUUUUCGGAUAUUUCAUACAAUAAAACUCAGGUCAUGUGGUUCAGAAGAGUUGUACUGGGAGGUCUUGCUACAUGUACAGUCCUGAAUGUAUUAUGGUGUUGGGCAGUGUUAGAGAUUGUUCCCCAGAUGGCUGUCGAGUCCGUCCUGGAGGAGAGGCCCUUAAAUACCAGCGUGGUCCGGAUGGAGACCACUCUACCGACACACACAUUUAUCUACUCCAACAUCUCCCUGGAGGACUCUGAAAAAGCUGGUGAGAUUGCAACAAUACCUCUCACGAAGAUUAUAACUCAAAGGUACAGGCGCUUCUCCUGGGUGGCGGAGUUGAUCCAGAUUUUCAUCACCAUCAGUAUAACCGUGUCCUUCCUUGUUAUGGGCUCUGCAAUGAAGCAUACAAUCGAUGGCCUUCUGAACGCACACUGGAAGGCCAAUGCAGGGUGGCUGGUGAGAAUCCAAGCGAGGAUAUUACCCCAAAGCUUCCAGAGCUGCACUGCAAGAAGUGCCACCAGUGGUUUCGUGUCUUUCCUGGCGUUCGGGAUCAUUUUUGUCGUGUCGGCGUGUGAUCCAAAGGGAUUUGUCAUAAUGCUUGACAAGGUUGUUUCCUUCUCCUUAAACACUGAAGUGGGCUUUUUCAUUUUUCUGAUGCUGAGAGCUUCCAGAUCAGAGCGAUUUAACCUCUUCAGAGCUGUGUUCUGCUUACAGACAUCUGACAGUGCCUCUGCCAGCAAGGGAGAAGCUCUUCAGGCUCCACUGGCUCCUGCCAGUCUACUUCCUCUUUGCCGUGGCUUACGACGUUUCCCAGAGCCUGCUGGAUAUAUCGAAGAGCCUGUCCCGUUCCCUUCACACCAACACGUCUCUGAUGUGAGAGCUGGGGAGUGGACUGAGGAUAACAGUCAAGUUUAGUCCAAAGAGACUCAUGCACACUGCAUGUCAAGUAGAGCAAGAUAUUCUACAGCCUCUGCUGCUGAGAGUCCUCAGGGAUGGAGUUUGUUCCAAACAUGCUGAGCCAGCGUCAUGUGCCAAAUGAGCUCAACGACUAUGUGAUACAGAAUAUACUGGAAGACCUAACUAGCAGUUGGAAUUGGUCACAACUGAAGUAUUGAGAAAAUAGGCAAAAUAAAAUAAAUAAAAAUAAUUAAUUAAAUAAUUAAAUUAACUAAAAUUUCAGCAUAGUGGCUGAAAAGGAAGUCUGUGUUUUUUCCAUAUAUGAAAAAAAAGCUUGGUAUAUGUUUUUAUUUUCUGCAGUACUGUGCAAUGUCAGAGAACACCAUUUAUUAUUCAUUCUCCAGGAGAUACAUCUAAUGUCCUCAGAAAAACAGAACAUUUGUAAAAGGAAGGGGGAGGUCAAGGAAAAUAAGUUAUUUAUUAAAAGAUUUAGGGAAUAACCGCGCAAGACAUGGUAGACCACCAAACCAGUCAAUAAUUUAAAGAGUUUUUAAAGCUUUCAUCUUCGACAGAGAGGAGAAAAUCAAGCUUCAGAUCUGAAGGGAAAAAAAAAGUUUCUGUCUGUUCUUCCACUGUGAGAAGACAACUCAAUGCUAUGGGCCUGAAAGGACGUGUAGCUGUCAGGAUGCUGAGAAAUAUGCCAAAAGUUGUAAAUCAAAAAGAAGCUACUGGUUUUCUCAGGACAAUGAACUGACCACCCCAGAGCUCAGGCAUGAAAUGUAGUUUCUUAAAGUAUGCAAGCUUUACUUUUUUGAGUAACACGUAUAAUAUAAUAAUAGCUAUUUUGACUGGAAAGCAAAUGAAGGGAGGUCUCUGACUUUGGCACAGUACUGUAUUACACUGCUGUGUAAAUAAUUCCUCCACAUUUGUGUAUUCAGUGCAUUGAAUUUUUUUCCCUAAAUAUCUGUAAUCAAAUCUUUUAGGUCAUCUGAGAUUUACACCCCUAUUACAAAUGUACAGGGAUUACUAACCUCACUUGAUUUCAUAAGUGGGAGUAGUAGUAAUUGCAGUACUCAUGCAUGCAUAUACUCGUACUACAAACAAGCUUGCAAAUUAAAAUUGCAUGGUUUUUCUUUGCUGUCAAAUACAGUGGCAUGUUUAGCAUUAUGUAAUUGUCAAACAUAGGAACAAGCAACACAUAAUUCAUAAUUGACAGCAAGUAAACAUAAGUGUGCAACAUAUUUACAUUGGCUUCAAUUAUAAAUGUUUAACUGUUGAAACAGCAUCAAGUCAAUAUUGGCAGAAGCUAUGAGGAGGAUUUAUUUAUUGAUUAAUGAAAUUUAUGUUGCCAGUAAAUCUGAGCACCACAAAAAGGGACACGACUCAGUGUUGUUGGCUUUUGGAUUUCAUUCACUUCAUCAGGCAGCUUUGUUGAUUCUUGCCGAGACCGGUUGGUUCAGCUCAUCAUAACUAGGCCCAUAUAUAGUCUCUGUAUAAGGUAAGAUUUAUAUUGUAUCAUAACUGAACUCAUAAUUAUUCUGAUUGUUUGGCACUCACCCACCUCUUAAGCAGAAUAUUGUGUAUGAUUGAUGUAUCUUUUCCUGGCCCAUUUUCUGCUGUAUUUAUGGCAUUUUUGAACAUUUAUUAAAUGUUCAAAAUAUUUAUUAAAUUUAUUAAAUUAUUAUAAUCUGUCUACACCCAAAAUAAAUGCAGUUCCUUUCAGCAUCACAAAGGAAAAGAGAGUAACACUUUUGGUAAUAUCAAAAUAUAGUUUAUUUUGGACUUUGAUCUGAUUUAAAUGACAACAAAUCAAUGCAAUGCAAGGUGCAAG
Messenger RNA from Pygocentrus nattereri (red-bellied piranha), 3741 nucleotides. RefSeq lists its product as uncharacterized. The transcript is spliced from 18 exons. The record is from RefSeq and is a predicted model, not a curated record. The coding region runs from base 264 to 1928 and encodes 554 amino acids. Lineage: Eukaryota; Metazoa; Chordata; Actinopteri; Characiformes; Serrasalmidae.